This is a messenger RNA of Lytechinus pictus (painted urchin), 3808 nucleotides long. RefSeq lists its product as uncharacterized. The coding region runs from base 443 to 1597 and encodes 384 amino acids. Gene Ontology annotation, molecular function: zinc ion binding; nucleic acid binding. NCBI's taxonomy places the organism in Eukaryota, Metazoa, Echinodermata, Echinoidea, Temnopleuroida, Toxopneustidae. The transcript is spliced from 4 exons. The record is from RefSeq and is a predicted model, not a curated record.
ACUCGGGGAAUCCCCAGACGCGUCCGCCCAGAUUGUAAACAGUCUGGGUGAAAUUGCGCUUACAACUCCGUACAGCAAAUAAAAAAGCAAAACAUAUGUACACGCCUAAAUAUACAACGGGUACUUGCCGAAGACUGUGAGAAUUUCAAGAUUGAAGGAAGCAGACUUCAUUGUAGAAAAAUUAAGGAGAAGAAACAUUUUCAUUACUACUUCUGUGAAUGAGUUCGAGGCUUUUGAAGUCAAUUCCAGACUCCGGAGUCCCUGGCCCAAUUCAAUACGGUCUGCUUAUUACAAAUACAAGAACGAGUUCUGCGUACGCAGCACACCGGACUUCCCCACAGCAGUUUAGCGGCCGUUGCCCGGAUCAGUUCUAUCCACUGUACUGUUGCCAGGAAUACUAGCAAAGGAUUCUGAGAGGGUGUGAUUCUUAUCUCCGACCAUAAUGGCUUUAUUUAAUAGCAUCAAGAGUGGUGACAACGUACACUGGAUGUCAACAUCUAACAACCAAGAAAAUGUUGGAGGUGGCAGUACCUCUCCUACUGGUUUUGACCCUGCUGUAGGUGGAGCUUCGACAGUACCAUCAUUAUCAUCAUCAGGAAGCGGUGAUUCCUCGUCAUCAUCGUCAUCCCAGUUUGGAUUACUCAGAAACACUCUUUACCAGUCUCCUACAGGGCCAGGUGGCACAAUCAGCAGAGAGGAUCAGUUCUUCUGUAAGGUUUGUAGGGUUGAUCUGUCAGGAUUGGAGCCAGCCAAGCAGCAUUACACUGGUAAGCAACAUCGGAAGGCAGUCCAGGCUCAAGAAUCUGGACGAUCUGCAGGAGACGGAUUACCCCUCCCCUUGGAAUGCAAGAUCUGCCAGAAGAAGUUUACAGGACCGUCUUCUGCAAAGCAGCACUAUGAGAGCAGCAAGCACAAGACUGCGGUGCAAGGUGCAGCGUUCUGGGCGCAGAAUCAAGGUCAAGGUGGCACGGUCCCAUCAGGAGUUACAGGGUUGGGACCUGUAACUAGGGAAGCUGGAAGCAUUCCAGCAUCUCCAAGAGCUAGCCAACAGGUUUUGUUAUUGAAUGAUUCUGUUCCAGAUGGAGCUUUGAACCAGCGUCAGCAUCAAGCAGAAGCACCGAGAGCUCAAUCCAACCUUGGAACCUCUGGAAGAAGUCUCCAGCAAUCAGGAAGCCAUCCUCCAAAGGGCUUUGCUUCUGUCGUUAAUCCUGGUAGUGAACAGCUCAAGAUGCAUAUCGCCAAGGUAUGCUCCUCUAUUUUACAGCGAUACCUGAUGCAGCUCAUCCCAGAUCUCACCGAUCAGAUCACGGACAUAGUGCUUGAGGAACUGUCAAAGGCCACUCCUGUAAAUUCUUCUCAUAGUGAUGCAGGAGCAAUGGUGCCACCGAGACAGGAUGCCUCUGCAGGAGAUGCAUUGCAGUCUGUCAGCACUGAUUUCCAGAGCAUGCCUUCGCUUAUUGAUGGUCUUAAUUCUUUGGACCUGAGAGGAGCAGUGAAAUCUGCUCCAGAGAUCACCAACAUCAUGAACAAUCUUAGCAAAGGCUCUACCCCUAAUCAUAAGGAUGUCUGGAAUUCUCUCAUAGACAACAAGAAAUAAAAAAUUUUGUCAAAUGCGGGAGCUGCCUUUUUCUCAGUGGGGAACUCACAAGUGGUUUAUCAAUACCAAGUCUAUACUUUUAUCAUAGGCAAACCAAUGGGAAAAUAAAAUGCAGAAAAGCCACUAUGAAAAUAUGCAUAGCGCCCUCUUUCGCCGGAUUCCUGCUAAAAAUCAAAGAUCGGAAAGACCGGCAGGUUUUCCCGAUCAACAGCUUACAAGUCAUAAUUGUUUAAUUGCAGGGCUGCCAGGUCUCCCCGAUUGUCAGGGUUAAUCCUUGUAUAUUGACUGAUUUUUUAAGGAAAAACUGCAGAUUUUCAUCAUCUCCCUGAUUCAUGCAUUGAUUUCUUUUAUUGGUUUGUGUGUAAUUGAAAAAGAUCUCCCUCCUUCCUUUGUAAAUUCUUCCCGAUAGGUAAAUAUUAAAGUUGGCAGCUCUGUGGCUGUCUCUGUGGUCAAAGUACGUCACCUAUUUCAGCCAAUCAAAACCAUUCAAUUUAUCUUUGAAUCAUUUGCAUAACUACUUUUGUAGUUGUAAGAAUUUCCAAGAUUAUUAUAUUGUUAUGCUGUAUGUUUUAUAUGUCUGCAUAUAUCAUGUCUAUUGUAAACUGAAUGUAAUUCAGCCUUUUGGCUGGUAUUUCCUGUGCUAUUCUUAGUAAACCAAUAUAAUAACAAUAAUCCAAUCCAAACCAUUUUUUUACAUUCAUGACAAACAAAUAAUAUUGAUACAACAUCAUUAUAUAUUUUCAUAAAUUAUUUAGACAUGUACAACAAACUGAAUAGUAACUCAAACAGAGAGGAAAACAAAAACUUAUUGGAUAUGUACAUAGUACCAAUUAUCCUAUGCAUGUAUAUCAUUCAAGGUUAAAGGUCAAUCUAAUAACAGGGUAAUAGUAAUAUCUAUUACAUAACAUAUUGAAUUUAAUGCCACAUAAGAGAUCAAAUUCUAUAAUGAACACAUAUUUCAUCAAGAUAUUAGCAAAAUCAUGAACAUGAAAUAAAUUCAUAUUGAAUACAUAUAAUUAAUUUAUAUUGAAUACAUUUUAUAUUUUGAUUGCAACUUUCCAUACACUUGACCAAUCAGGAGCCAGCUUUCAAUAAACUAUGAUGGAAACACUGAAUGUUGAGCUCUGUGAUUGGGCUAGAUGUGCAUUCAAAUUAUAUAUGAUUGCCUAACCUAGAUUUGGUGGGAAUGGAUUAAUGCUGGCAUGCAAUAUGGAUACAUACCUAUAUACAUGUACAUAGCCCCAUUGAUAAUGGUGUUGAUUGGACUGGUUCCAAUCAGUUGAAUAUGAACCACACAAAGCUACCCAAGUCAAAUUUGGUGUGAGUGUGUGUGUAGGUUUCAUCAAUCAUGGUCUAUCAAAAUUAUGGUCUUGAAAAUCAUAAAAUGCAAACUGAACAGAAUCAUGCCAAGAUGCUUAAUUAUCCCAAUAAUUUUUCAUUCACGUUUUAACUUCAAUAUGUACUGAAAUAUAUAUUAGCUUUAAUAGAUACAGCUAUGUCUUACCCUGCCGACUACUGAUUAGGCUUGUACAGAGACUAAUUGGUACCAGUAGGUUUGAUGGGAUUGUAUGCACAAGGGUAAAUUAUACGCUCAGCAUACCGAUCAAUAAAUUAAUAAUACAGGAAUGUAGUAGAAUGCACUGGACGGACAAAUUAAUACAAUACCAUAAUGCACAUAGGGGAUUAUUCUAGGAAAUACAUUCAAAUCCCUACAAGGAACUGUGCCUUGAAAUACAAGUAUGUUUAGUUCAAAUGUGGGACUGAUGAAAUAAAUAGAAUAUACUGUAAUCAAAUGUAUACUGACAAAUUAAUGUAUAUCAACUUCAUGUACAAUGUACAACUUAAUGUACAAAUCAUGUAAGUAUUGGACAUCCAAGUGCCCACAUGGGACUAUUCAAUAAGGUACAUGUAUGUUCUGAUAAUGUUCAUUGCAUAAAAUAUCAAAAUCCACAUUUGGGACUGUUGAUAUAAUGAAGUUCGUAAUGAAUAGAUGUACUUUUCUGUGAUUGUAAAUCGACUGACUUACACAUUUGCCACUGCUACAAAAUAAUUUUAUAUUGAAUAUUAUUAAUAUGUUCAUUAGAUAGAAUAUCAGAAUGCACAUGUGGGACUGUUGAAAUAAAUAGAAAGUUCAUAAUGAAUAGAUAAUUUUUUAAUUGUAAUUUUACUGACUUACACAAAACUUGCUACAAAAUAAUUGUAUAUUGAAUA